UGUAUUUCCUCAACGUUAUCAGUUUUGACUAAUUCUUUCAGUUCAGCUGGAAGCUGAUGGUCAUGCAAAUGGAUUUGUCUUCUCUCUCCCAGCUGAGGUUGCAGCCCUUCCAGGUUGAGAUUGAACAACGGAAUUGACUGGCGAAAUUCCUGGAGUCUGGACAUUGUACAGAGUAGAGCUAGGAACCAGCAGAAGUUGCUGGACGAAGUGGACGAUGUGGGCAAUAAUCCGGACAAGAAGGGGAUAUUGGGCCAGAUGUACAUGGUGUGGAGAUUGUGUUGCAGUGAGAGUUCCAUAGCAGGAGUGCCCAACUACUCCAACUCAGAAGGUCGUGUGCUUCCCAAGUUCUGGCUGGUGGCGAAUUUACUCUGCUGGAGUGGCUUCAUAGUAGUGCUCUCUUUCCUUGCCAAGCAGUACAGUGGCUUCCCCACAACAGUUGCAGUGGACAUAGUGGCCAACAACUCCCUCCUCUUCCCCUCCGUCUCCAUCUGCAACAUGAACAGGGUCUCCCAGCGGAAGCUGAACGGAAACAGCUACUACCAGGCACUUCCAGCUUUGCAAUCAAUCGUGCAUGCAGACUUUUUGCGGCUGCGUGAGGUUCAACUGGGCACGCCUUUCUACAUCAACCAAUCAGAAUGCAGAGACGAGAAUCUUUUCUGGUGCCUGGAUGGUCAAAAUUGUAUUUCUACUACGGAUUACUGCGAUGGCGUCGAGGACUGUGAUGACUUAUCGGACGAGGACAACUGUUCUUCCAUUACUCCCCGCACCAACGACACAUUCGACGACCUCAAUGGCUCAGAGCGGGGGCUGCUCAACAUCGACCUAUACAACAAGGUCGAUUGGAGGUCGAAUCCUGACUGGUUCGAUGCUCUGAAUCUGAGUCGCUACGAAGACCUCCGUGAUCUCUACGACUUCACACUCAUGGACAGGGGUCUCGUCACCAACACAGGCGCUGACAAGGACAAUUUCAUCAGGUCCUGUUCUUUUGACAGAAGCGAGUGCUCUUCCGACGAUUUCUACCAGUUCGAAAACGCAAGAUAUGGAAAUUGUUUCACUUUCAACGCCCCAAUUGACGAGGAGGACAAUUUCAACGAGUCAAACAUUCGCCGCACAGGGCGAACUGGAUCCGACUUUGGACUGAAACUGACGCUAUUCGUGGACUCGGAGGACUACUUAGGUAUUCUGGGUCACAAAACGGGCGCGAAAGUGGUGAUUCAUUCUCCGUCUAUAGAACCAGAUCUCACAAUGGCAGUAACAAUUCAAACAAACGGCUGGAUGAUACAUGCAUGGAUAAAAGUAAUCGGAGGGAACCGACCAUCAAUAAUUGGAAGAGAUCUGAUGCCCCAGUUAGGACUCCAGUUGGUGCAACAAUCACCAGGGAAACACAUAAUGUCCGUUGAAGAAAGCAGUCAGGACGCACUGGAACCGGAGGGGGAGUUGGAUUCAUGGCAAACCUAUUUCAAUGCCGCCGAUCCAAAUGUGCAAGACAUGCCCCGCCCAGCCGAUACAAACUGGAGUGUAAGAUCGGAUCUCGCCUACGAUAUCAAAAACAGGACACACACACGACGACUUACAGUGGACCAAUCCGGGAAUCAAAACGACGAACCGUCGAUACUUAGGAGUGCGAACUCCAAUGGACAACCGGGACCAUCUGGAUUGUUGUUCCAGCGAACUGGGAACAGAAACCUAAAAAGGAAAUCGGGAGUGGCCACGAAGCCCAAACCAAAGAAGUCGAAAGUUGCAACAAAAUCCGUUUUACCGGUACCAUCGAGUGAAGUGGAAAAGCGAGCAAGCCAAAUAAUAUUACCACCGCCGACUCCGCGCGAAGUUAAGACACGAUAUGAACAACGACUUGCCGAAAACAAACAGGAAAAAACCAGGCGCCGAUUCGAAGAUACUGGUUCGGAAUCUGAAGACAGCGAAGAUUUGCCGAUUAUUUCGGUAAAACGGGCUAAGGGGAAGCGUGGAAACCAGCGGGGACAGGGAGCCGUAGGAAUGAUACGGGAGAAUGUCGACGAUGGUCAUCUGGAAAACUCGGCGGAAGAAGAAGCGUCACAACAUGCAAGUUCCAUUGGAUGGGUCAAUAAGAAUCCAGUGGUGCACUCGUGGGACUCGAGCAGCUCAGACGGGGACUAA
Molecule: messenger RNA, 2136 nt
Organism: Symsagittifera roscoffensis
Lineage: Eukaryota; Metazoa; Xenacoelomorpha; Acoela; Convolutidae
Product: amiloride-sensitive sodium channel subunit alpha-like
Exons: 11
Coding region: 256-2136 (626 amino acids)
Biological process (GO): sodium ion transmembrane transport
Cellular component (GO): plasma membrane
Molecular function (GO): ligand-gated sodium channel activity; protein binding
Source: RefSeq, a predicted model, not a curated record